AAUUAAUUGGUUUGUACUUCUUAUCUCAUAUUUCUGAGGAUAGCUUAUCCUUGUUACAUACUAGUAUACUUUCUCAGCCAUGGCGGGAGCUUUCUCAAAUCCCAUCUAUGGAAAACCGGCAGCCAUUCCGGCGAGAAUCAGUUGCCGUUCAUUGGUGGGUUUCAGGCCGAGGGCGGUGAUGGUGGCGGAGAAUCAGUCGUAUUGGGCGUCUAUAGAAGCCGACAUCGAAGCCCACCUUAAGAAGGCCUUGCCAGUCCGGCCGCCGGCUUCCGUUUUCGAGCCGCUUAGGUACCUGGCGUUGGCGGCGCCGCGGACCACCGCGCCGGCGUUGUGCGUCGCGGCGUGCGAGUUAUUCGGCGGCGACCGGGAGCAAGCCAUGGACGCCGCGUCGGCUAUUCAUCUAAUGCACGCCGCAACUCACGCCCACCGACACCUCCCGCUGUCGUCGGGCGUGGUCGGGGCGAAGGCCUCCGAGCCCGUUUACCACAAGUUCGGGCCGAACAUCGAGCUCCUCACCGGCGACGCCCUCAUCCCCUUCGGGCUCGAGCUGCUGGCCCGAUCCAUGGACUACCCGACCCGAAUCAACCCGGACAAAAUCGUGCGAGUCAUCAUCGAGAUCACGCGCGCAACGGGUUCGCAAGGAGUGCUGGACGCCAUAAACGGCGGCGAGAAGGUCACCGGCGGCGGAAAGAGAAGGGGUUUGCUUCACGCAUGCGGAGCCGCUUGCGGGGGCAUCAUCGGAGGCGGAAGCGAAGAAGAGAUAGAGAGAUUAAGAAACUUCGGGCAUUACGUUGAAAUGAUAAACGGAGUGGGAACGGAGGAGAAGAUGAAGGAAUGGAAGAUUUCUGCCAUGAAAGAGUUGGAAAGGUUGGAAGGAAGAGAGAUUGGGCAAAUUUCCAGUCUACUUGCACUUCACUUUUGCAGUGUUUAGUCACAUUCUUUCACUGUCUGAUGUUCGUUCAGUGGCAUGCAUUGUUUUUUUUUUUUUUUUUUUUUUUUUUUUUUAAAUAAAGUUGUAAUAAUAUGUAUAUUUGAUAAAAAUCUUAGGUAUCUUAUAA
Ipomoea nil (Japanese morning glory) is the source of this 1058-nucleotide messenger RNA. RefSeq names its product heterodimeric geranylgeranyl pyrophosphate synthase small subunit, chloroplastic-like. Bases 80 to 931 code for a protein of 283 amino acids. Lineage: Eukaryota; Viridiplantae; Streptophyta; Magnoliopsida; Solanales; Convolvulaceae. The transcript has a single exon. The record is from RefSeq and is a predicted model, not a curated record. Gene Ontology annotation, molecular function: prenyltransferase activity.